CUUGCGUUUAAUCCCGCAGGAUUGCGGGCCGGCGCGUCUCCCCGAUCAGAUAUCCUAUAGACGGAGGAAGCAUCACAUGAUGGUUACUGCUUCCUCCCCAUGACAUCACUGCUGCUGCAGCCCGACCGCCCCGGGAAGGAUGCUAUUAAAAUCACUGGGAUUGGGCUAAAUGAUGUUGCAUUGCAGAUCCUAAUAUGGUCAAUGCAGGAGACAUGAAUGGUUCAGGCAACCUGAUGGAUUUUCUGGAUGAGCCUUUUCCCGAUGUUGGAACUUAUGAAGAUUUCCACACCAUCGACUGGCUGCGGGAGAAAUCGCGUGACACCGACCGCCACCGCAAGAUUACAAGCAAAAGUAAAGAAUCCAUAUGGGAGUUCAUCAAGAGUUUGCUGGAUGCCUGGUCAGGAUGGGUUGUAAUGCUUCUCAUAGGACUGCUGGCAGGUACACUAGCUGGAGUGAUAGAUUUAGCUGUGGAUUGGAUGACAGACCUGAAAGAGGGUGUCUGCCUGUCUGCCUUCUGGUACAGCCACGAGCAGUGCUGCUGGACGUCUAAUGAAACGACAUUUGAUGACAGGGACAAAUGUCCCCAGUGGCAGAAAUGGUCUGAACUUCUUGUAAGCCAGUCUGAGGGUGCAAGUGCUUACAUUCUAAACUAUUUUCUGUACAUUAUGUGGGCUCUAUGUUUUGCUUUCCUGGCAGUCUCCCUGGUCAGAGUGUUUGCUCCUUACGCCUGUGGCUCUGGAAUCCCAGAGAUAAAAACCAUCUUGAGUGGGUUCAUUAUUAGGGGCUACCUGGGAAAAUGGACACUUUUAAUCAAAACAGUCACCUUGGUUCUGGUGGUGUCUUCAGGCCUCAGCCUUGGGAAAGAGGGCCCAUUAGUCCAUGUGGCCUGUUGCUGCGGAAACUUCUUCAGCAGUCUUUUCUCUAAGUACAGCAAGAAUGAAGGAAAGAGAAGAGAGGUACUUUCAGCUGCAGCUGCUGCAGGAGUUUCUGUUGCCUUUGGGGCUCCAAUUGGAGGUGUGCUUUUUAGUCUGGAAGAGGUCAGCUACUACUUUCCUCUGAAAACCCUCUGGAGGUCAUUUUUUGCCGCUCUGGUGGCUGCCUUCACGCUGAGGUCCAUCAAUCCUUUUGGAAACAGCCGCCUGGUCCUGUUCUACGUGGAGUACCACACGCCCUGGUACAUGGCCGAGCUCUUCCCCUUCAUCCUGCUCGGCGUCUUCGGGGGCCUCUGGGGCACCCUCUUCAUCCGCUGCAACAUCGCCUGGUGCAGGAGGCGAAAAACCACCAGGCUUGGGAAGUACCCGGUGCUGGAGGUGAUUGUGAUAACAGCCAUCACGGCCAUCAUCGCCUACCCCAACCCCUACACCCGCCGCAGCACCAGCGAGCUCAUCUCCGAGCUCUUCAACGACUGCGGGGCGCUGGAGUCCUCGCAGCUCUGCGACUACAUCAACGACCCCAACAUGACCCGGCCCGUGGACGACAUUCCCGACAGACCCGCUGGCCCUGGAGUCUACUCGGCCAUGUGGCAGCUGGCCUUGGCCCUGGUGUUCAAAAUUGUCAUCACCAUAUUCACUUUUGGCAUGAAGAUCCCUUCAGGCCUUUUUAUUCCUAGCAUGGCUGUUGGAGCCAUGGCUGGCAGGAUGGUUGGGAUUGGAGUGGAGCAGCUGGCAUAUCACCAUCAUGACUGGAUCAUCUUCAGGAACUGGUGCAGACCUGGGGCAGACUGUGUCACACCAGGACUUUAUGCUAUGGUGGGAGCAGCAGCUUGCUUGGGUGGCGUGACUCGAAUGACGGUCUCUCUGGUGGUGAUCAUGUUUGAGCUAACGGGAGGCCUGGAGUACAUUGUACCUCUUAUGGCUGCAGCUGUCACAAGCAAGUGGGUGGCAGAUGCCUUUGGAAAAGAAGGGAUCUACGAAGCUCACAUUCAUCUGAAUGGCUACCCCUUCCUGGAUGUGAAGGAUGAGUUCACCCACAGAACCCUGGCAACCGACGUGAUGAGGCCAAGGCGGGGAGAAGCUCCUCUGUCUGUGCUGACACAGGACAGCAUGACAGUGGAGGACGUGGAGACACUCAUCAAAGAGACUGAUUACAAUGGCUUCCCAGUGGUGGUUUCAAAAGACUCAGAGAGACUCAUUGGAUUUGCACAGAGACGAGAGCUGAUCCUUGCAAUAAAGAACGCAAGACAGCGUCAGGACGGGGUGGUGAGCAACUCCAUCGUGUACUUCACCGAAGACCCCCCAGAGCUGCCCCCCAACAGUCCCCACCCGCUGAAACUGCGGCGCAUCCUCAACCUGAGCCCCUUCACCGUCACUGACCACACGCCCAUGGAAACCGUCGUCGAUAUUUUCCGGAAACUCGGGCUCCGGCAGUGCCUGGUCACUCGCAGUGGGAGGCUGCUGGGUAUCAUAACUAAAAAGGAUGUAUUAAGACAUAUGGCUCAAAUGGCAAACCAGGACCCUGAAUCUAUCAUGUUUAACUAGACUGGUAAAGAAGAAGAAAGUAACCCCAAAGGAAUCCCUUCUAGAUUAACAUGAAGGCUGUGUUUGGUGUUUCAUCUUGCUUAAAGAAGAAAAGGUGAUGUAUAUGAAGAAUGGCCUCUGAUAUGCCUCUGACAGAGGGAGUGGGUGCAGGACAGCAAUUAUUUAAUGAGGAAGGCAGUUUAGAAGCUCUGAGCAGCUGCAGACACCAGGCUGUGUUUCCUUAGUGAGAUUCCCAGCAGCUCAAUUGCAGUGCUGGGUGUGAGAGAUGUGAUGUUUAGAGACAAAGAGCCACGAGCACCAGUGGGAGGCAUCAAGGUCACAGCAACUCAUGAGCCAGGUGUGAGGAGUAGCUGACACUGUUUGUGUACAAGCUGCUAAGAGAUAUAAAGGUUUGUGUUCCCAGCCAGAGAGUGUAGAUGAGUGAUGUCAGUUGCUUUCUUACUGGAAUCAUGGCUGUUUGUUUGCUACUGAGUUAUACCGUUUUCAUGACGGGCAAAAAAAUGGCAGAUUUUUAAAUGAAAGAUUUUGUCAUUUUAAUUUAUUUUGUAAAUGUUUAAUGAAUCAAGACUGGAGUUUAGUCUUAAGAAAAGAGUAAAGUUUUGCCUCAAAUCACUUUAAAAUGUAGUGUCCCUUGCUCCCUGCUUUAGUCUUUGAAUUUUAUACUGCUUAGCAUUUCUGCCAACCAGCUUCCCCUUAUUAAUGUUGAAAUGGGAUUUAUUUGUAAGAAUUUAUUAUCUCUCUAUGCAAUUUUGCAUACAAGUACUGUAAAAUUUAGUAUUUUGUGGUUUGCUGUGGUAACUGGAAAAAACAUAGAAGCCCAUAAAAUAGUUUUCAGAAGCACUAAAAGGACAGUUGUCUCUCAUCGGUGUUAGUGACAAAAGAUUGAAUCCUUCACCUGCCUUCCCUUGUGUACAUCACAAUUUUUCACAAAUGAAUGACGUUCUGCAUUGAUUCUUGGUUCCCCAUUUAAGUCCUUUUUGUCAUUGCUCUUUCUUAGCAUUUGUCUGCACUUGCCAAGAGAUUGCUGAAAUUAAUUUAACAGUCAUAGACACUUAUUCUGUAAGAGAUCUACUUUUUAUGCACUCAUCAGUCAUAGGACUGUGGAAUUCCUCUCCACAGCACUGUGGCUGGAUAAGAUCAGAGGGACUGAGAAUGCAAAUGAUCAUAGAAAAGCUUUAAGUAUAUAUCUGUUUGCACCAAGAACAUAAGAUUUAACAGACCCUGGUAGAGACCUCAAAGUCACUCAGGUAAAAAUGUUACAUUUCCUUGUUCUGGCCCUACGUGAUAUAAAGAGGGUCAACCCUUUAGUUAAUACUGCUAUCAGUAACAGAAUAACAAACUGUACUCCCUGUAACACGUAAUUCACACUGCCCAGUGUUUGCCUUAUAGAUGUAAACAUAAAGAUGGGAGAAAGGUUGUUUGUGCCCUGAAUCCCCUUCAGACCUCCUGGUCCCUUCAUGUAGGCAUCUAAGACCUCUGGUACUUUUGUUCAAAUGAACUUUCAUGCCAGAACAGCCUGUUCCCUACCCCAGCCCAAACCCAGACUGCUGAGCUAACAUGUAGGCAAUGUGCAUGAUUAUUGUGUCCCUGACUGAGACAACUGCUCAGGUGCACCCUGAGCUAGAUGCUGAAGUUCUGUGUCACAAAUUCCUCCUCUUAUCUCCAGUGACCCUGCUUCCUUCUGGCAUGUGUCCCACUGCAUUCACACGGAGUUCAACCCAAAAAGAAAAGGAAGUAAAGGGAUAAUUUUAAUCUGUUAAGUACUCCACUCAACAAUGAUGUUUGCAACAGACUGACAUAAAUAUACGUAGCUCUGGCCAAAGCCCAUAAAUAUUUGUGUAUACUUUUUGUUAACUGGACAGCUGCAGUACAAUGUAUUAUUAAAGGGAUAUUGUUAAAACUAUGUCAACUAUAGGACUGAGCAACCUCUUUCUUCUGAAAAUAGGAAAUACAACAUAAUGUGGUUAUUAUAUUUUUCUGUGAAGCUGUCAGUAGCCAAACUCAUAAAAAACCAAAUCAACAACAACACUCAUAAACGCUAGAUUCCCUCAUUUGAACAGAGAUGCCAUCAUAAAAUCAGUUCAUUCCCACAACUAAACCAAAGUGGGGCACUAUACAAUUGUCAGUUUCUACCCAUAACUUCUAGAAUCUAAGGGAUGUAGACUAAACUAAAGAGGUUGGCUUUUGAGAGCAAUCUCAUUCUUGGAUUAAAACUGUAUGACCAUGUUCUACUUUCCAUGUUUGCUAACAGGAACCAAUAUAAUGUAUCAACACUGAAAAGCAUUAUCAUUUUCUGAGAAAAAGACAUGGACUUGUCUAACUGAGGUUAAUCUAGCUAUGAAUACAAAUUCACAUAUGUAUUGACUUGGCUUAUCAGUUAAACUCAGUCUGUGGUUAAUUCACAUUAAUACCCAGAGGCCUGACUUACUGAAACCAAGUCACCCCUGUGAUAGCUUGUUGCCUUGCCUUCUUAGACUGCUUAGGAGGAGCUCUCAGAGCUUAAAAACAUGAUCUAAAAAACCAACAUG
Molecule: messenger RNA, 5005 nt
Organism: Oenanthe melanoleuca
Lineage: Eukaryota; Metazoa; Chordata; Aves; Passeriformes; Muscicapidae
Gene: CLCN4
Product: chloride voltage-gated channel 4
Exons: 12
Coding region: 195-2477 (760 amino acids)
Biological process (GO): chloride transport; transmembrane transport
Cellular component (GO): Golgi apparatus; early endosome; membrane
Molecular function (GO): voltage-gated chloride channel activity
Source: RefSeq, a predicted model, not a curated record